UUUGUUCAGCUCACGCCAUUGCCAUCCGCCGUGGAGGAUGAAAACUUUCAAGAAGUUUUCGCGUUCAUUUUAAGCUGCUUUCGGUAUUCAAGCUGUACCACCAACAGGAUUUACAUCUGACUGGAAAUAUCCGCCUCAUAUUUUGUCCAUUUGAGAGGAUUUACGGGUCGGGCGUGCUGAAAAACGCACACUUUCAACGAUAUUUAUGGGAAACUGAGAGGAAUUUAUAUGCUAGUCAUAUUUAGAGACUUCUCACAGACACCAGACAACUAUGUCCGGGGGUAUCGGUAUAUAUGCGGUCAAGAAACGGAAGAAGCCUGUUCAGAAAAUCCCCAAACCACCACCACCCGAUGGCAUUAAAUCCAACCCCUCCAAACGACACAGGGAUCGGCUGAACAGCGAAUUGGACAAGCUGACUAAACUCUUGCCCUUCUCAGAGGACAUCCGUGCACGGCUGGACAAACUGUCGGUCCUUCGACUCAGUGUUGGAUACCUGAAGGUCAAGAGCUUCUUCAAUGCCUCAAUAAAAAAGACAGGAGGAGGCGGAUGGCUUGGCGAGCGGUCGGGGACAUUUGGAGGAAAUGGACAGACAGCCACCAGUCUGGAUGGAGUCAGUUUCUCAGAGGGGGAUCUGUUGUUGCAGGCUCUCAAUGGCUUUGUGUUGGUGGUCACCGCCGAAGGUUACGUGUUUUACGCCUCUCCAACUAUACAGGACUACCUCGGCUUCCAUCAGUCGGAUGUGGUCCACCAGAGUGUAUUCGAGCUUAUCCACACAGACGAUCGUGCAAUGUUCCGAAGGCAACUACACUUCGCUCUCAACCCCACCUCGUGUGACAGCGAUGGCUCUGAAGGAAUGCAGAACAGCAGUGACAUCACCAGAGACAUGGUCAACUACAAUCCUCAACACAUCCCACCAGAGAACUCUUCCUUCCUGGAACGGAGCUUCUGUUGCCGAUUCCGUUGUCUCCUUGACAACUCUUCUGGCUUUCUGGCCCUGAAUUUCCAGGGGAGGUUGAAGUAUCUCCAUGAACAAAAUAAGAUUGCAGUGGAUGGAACCAUUGCCCACCCCCAGCUGGCUCUUUUUGUCAUAGCCACACCCCUACAGCCACCCUCCAUUUUGGAGAUCAGAAGCAAGACUCUACUUUUCCAAACCAAACACAAGCUAGACUUCACACCCUUGGGGGUUGAUACAAGAGGAAAGGUGGUUCUUGGCUAUACUGAGAUUGAACUGUGUAUGAGAGGUUCUGGAUAUCAGUUCAUCCACGCUGCUGACAUGAUGUACUGUGCAGAUAACCACAUCAGAAUGAUAAAGACAGGAGAGAGUGGUUUAACAGUCUUCAGACUCCUGUCUAAAGGUGGUGCAUGGAUCUGGGUGCAGGCCAAUGCUAGGCUUGUUUAUAAAGGAGGACGACCAGAUUUCAUUAUUGCUCGACAGAGAGCACUAAGUAAUGAGGAAGGAGAGGAACAUCUCCGUCAAAGGAAGUUUCAGCUACCUUUCAACUGUGCCACCGGUGAGGGUGUCCUGUAUGAGGUUGGCCCCACACUUGACGUCACAGACAUUCAGACUCUGAGCAAAAGCCAGAGGAUGGUCAAACCUCCAUCUCUGGAUCCAGAAUCUCUUCUUGGAUGCAUGUUGAAGCAGGACCAUGCCGUCUACAACCAGAACAAUGACCCCAGUUCCCAGUUUACCCUGGACAGGGCUUUUCAGGAUAGCCACGCUCUGCUCAGUGUUCCUGGGAACACCUGGCAGCCAUCGCCCCCCAAUACGGUGGCUGGGAUCAAGGAGGAAGGUGUCGUAAAGGACAUUAUGGAAACCCUACAGCAGAUUAUUGGAGACAGCACUCUUUGCAACAGCCUUCAAGAGCUUGAUAUGGACAAUUUGGAGCUGAAGGAAUGGGAAAACACCUUGCUCAGGAUGAACUGCAACAGUGAGAUGGAUUUCAAUGAAAUCAUCACCAACGACAUCCUGAACUAUGUUGAGGAUGCAUUAUUUAAGGAAAAUUGCAUUCAGUUGCCCGAACAGCUAAAGGACCAGAGUCCAUUUGUUGAGGUGCCUGAGUGCCUACCAGAGAUGGAAUUACAAAACACCUUAGCUGCUAACCAGGGAUUCAACUGCCAGCCAGGUAAUCUCCUCGCUGGUUCCCCAGGUCAGGGUGGGUUUAUCAGAAUGAAUAUUCAAGAGGAUGCCAGUAGUCCUGGAAGAGGGAUGGUGAAGCUCACCCAUAUGGCGCCACAGAUACCAGUUGGACAGCAGAUGCUACCUGACAAUACUUUCAUCCAGUCAUUUGGACCAGAUCCGACGCCCCAAAAGACAACCCACAGUUACAACAUUCUGUUUAGUCCCUCUCUUGCCGUCCAGUGUAGUCCACCGCAGACCCAAGUCCGGCCUGGUCUGCAAUCCCAGCAGCAGGUCCUACAUGGUGGCGUACAAGAGAAUGGAAUGAUACCAGGCCAGAGGAACCUACAGACUGGAAAUCAGCCUCUUCUGAACUCCAUGACUCUCCCUCUUCAAAGCCCUCUUUUGCAAGGCAACGCAACCCAGCCAAUAGGCAUCCCCAAUGAGAAUUCUUUUCCCCAACAUCAGUCAAUUAGUCAGAACCCUCAGUGGGUUCCUGACUGCAACAAUAUGGUGAAUAACCUGCUGGACACUAGUGCCCGUACCGUUUCAGUCACACAAGAUGGUACAGGACUGCACUUGGCACCUACCGCUCACCUACAAGGGCAGUUUGCUGUUCACACUCAAAACGCUGCUUGGCUGACAUCUCAGUCUACCCCUCAACAGCUUCCUAAAUCACUGUCCAGUGGGCAUCAGAAUAUGACAGGCCUUUACGGCCAAAUAACAGAAUUCCAAAGAGGCCCGCUUGGGCAGCUAAUGCCACAGACAAAUGCACAAGGAUUUGGGGCUGGCUUCCUGCCUCAGACAACUGCUAACAACGUCUAUCCUCAGCAAGGGGAGAUGAUCAACAGCGGACCCCAUCAUACCACCAACAGCUGCAUGUUCAUAAGCGCUCCUCAACCUAUGGUGAACGGGAUGCAUUAUGGUACUGCAGAUCCGGUAUCUUGUCAAAGGGCGACAGGUCUGGUUACCCAGAGUCCUACACAGGCAUCUUGCUACUACCAGAGAGGCCCUAGUGAAUCAGUCGUAGGCACAUCGGUCAUCCCACAAGAGGACUCCAACAUCAGCCCCAUGGCCUGCCAGGUCCCAUUGGGGUUGACUCCAGAGAACAUACUGGCUCAGCAGUAUCUCUCUUGCAAUGGCCAGACGCAGAUCGCAAGCCAUCCACUGGAGGAGAAAGGAACGUUCCACUUCCCCUCGCUGGCCAACGGAACCACCUACUUUUCCGAGAACAACCAAAGCAAUUGCUGUGAAUAUUAAGAGACAUAUCUCACCCGUUGCAGUGACUGACACGUCAACUGUCUGACAAGCAGUACCUGUUUUAAAAAAUAGUAUGCACGCAUAAAUACAACGCAGCUUGUUUGUCCCACGGGAGAGUGAUGAUUUGACACUUCAGAUGAGACUCUUGGCUGAAAACCUAUGAGACAUUAGAAGCCAUACGGAUUCUUAAAGAGUCAUUUUACACUCAACCACCACACACUUUUUCAUGCUCUCAUCUACUUGUUCAGUUGCUCACACCCUCUCUGAUGAGAAAUAAGCAGUGGCAAAAAAAAAAAUUUUUUUUAAUGCAUGUCCUUCGUUCCUGAUAGAUCGUGUUCUGUUUUGUUUUAUUGUCAAUCUGGCAAGUAAAAAAGCAUAUAAGAGAGUGUCAUGGCAAGGAGAUGUGUAUGAGCAAGUGCAUAUAUGUGUGUGUUUAUAGUGGGGAUGCCUUGAGUUCAAUUCUGAAGUAUGCAGAAGGAAUGGUGGAACCUUUAAAUGUGACAGUUAGAUACCGGGGAAAACAUUACAAGGCACACAAAAGACAACAUAUUGUUGGGGUAAGUUUCGACUCAAAAGGGAAAGGCAUCCUAAUUCGAGAGGGAAAAGGCCUGAGCCAAACCCUUUUAUUUUGCUACGUAUCUACUCAAGAAGGUGUAAUUUCCCACCCGUAGACGUAAAACCCUAGUUUUAGCAAUUGACCAGACUCUCAAGACAGCAUUUGGUUGGAAAUAAUCCAGUGAGUGUGUAUUCACAGUAUACUAUAGCAAAUAAUACUCUACUAAUGGCCUGCGUGACAUCAUUGGAUUGUGGGAACAAAUCGCUAAUAUGUUGAUUGCAUAAUUGUCCCAGAACUGCCCUGACGCUCCUCCUGCUUUGACUUUCUGGACAACAGCGAGAAAUGGCCAAAGGUCUUAUCAAAUACCGGUAAACCUCAGAAUGACCUGGGCGGCCAGAUUUGCAGAAAAAUUAACACAGAAUUGGGUCGUCCCAGGAAAAAUGCUGAUGUGUCACACUUUCAAUGCAAACAGACUUUUUUCUUUCUUUUUUUUUUCUGUGGAACAUUUUUUCAUCAAGGAGUAAAAACAAAAACUUAAAGACUUUAGUUCACCGAUCUCCAUGCGUCCGAUCAUGCUACCCUUUUAUGGCUGCGUUAACCAUAUGUUUCAUGUGUACAACAGUAUCAUAUCAAUUAAUGUGUUACAACAAUAUCAGAAUGUCAUGAUACAGCUUAUCACUUAUUUGUUCAGCUUUGUUUGUUUAAAAUGUCUUUUGUACUUUUUUAUGCAUAUAAUCGAAACUAUGGAAUGCCAUUGAGCCAUUAUUGUCCACUUUUAAUUUGCUGAUUAUAGCUACGCACUUUUCUUUUUAUUUGCUUUAGCUUUAACACUUGUAUGGAGGAAUCCUAGGAAUUCUCAAACUGUGUUAUGUGCCAUGACAAUUGCACCAGCCAGCCGAGCAUAUCCUGCCUCCAAAAAGAAGGCGUAAAAUGUUGUAAAAGAAAGCGCAAGACAUUUUAGAGUUUUCUAAAAUAGACAUGCAAAAAACAAGUUGUCAAAGCCUUAGUUGAGAGAGAAUGAUCGUAAACAACAAUUCAUAUUUGUGAAAAGAAGAUUGUGUUUAAUGUUCGUGGCCACAGUUAAAUUUAAUUAUGACUUUAUGAAUCUAUAGCUUCAUCAAGACUGAAAAAAAAAAAAAUCAGGAAAUACAGCAGCAGCCAAAAUUUUUUGAACUUAGAGAGUGCAAUCCAAGGGCCUCAUUCAAGAAACACAAGCAUACAAAUUUGUGUACAUAAAACAAAAACUUAUAUUUUCGCUUUUAAUCAGAUGCGACAAUUUACACCAAAAUGGUUUUACAAAUGAUUUACAUAGAAAUCUGAAGGCCCCUUUGUACACUUUAAGGCCCUAAUUUUGUAAUACAGGUAGAAUUUCGGCGUAAAUCAUUCGUAAAACCAUUCUUGCGUAAAUUGUCACAAUUUGACGUAAGAAGUUUCCACAAGUAAUUUACACCGAAAAUAGUUCUGCUUGCAUUUAUGAUUGAGGUCCAACGUUUGCAGGAUCACUUUGUGCCUUAUUUUAGCAGAAGUCAUUUGAUGAGAUUGCAUCAUUUUAUAGCAUUACGAUUGUGUAGAUAUACCAAAAGAGAUUUGUUUGAAAAAUGUCUCACUGCUACGGAAAUAUGACUGAUUGAUUUGAAUGUAAAAGAGGAAUCACUACCUACUUUUUAAAAAUGUUUUUAGAUGAACCCUUUGCCUUGAUUUGCUUGUAGAAAUUUGUAGUGUUUUCGACUGUUGUUGCCUCUGAGAUAUUGUACUUUCUCGCCUCAGUGGAGACGAAAUUAUGGUGUGUUAAUAACAGUAAAUAUAUAGUAUCCUCAAAAUAAUGCACCCAAAACCGUUUUCCUUUAAUCAUUUAAAAUGGGAACACUGUGUGCCUUCAUUUCUUUCUCCCCAAGGGUAUUUCACUUGUUCCCUCCCUUUUUCUCUCUUUUUGGAUGAAAUGAUCGUGGCUUGCAGAGGAGGAAAGUAUUUGAAAUGGCAGCUAUAAUUGAAUCAGAGAAGCAACGUCUGGCUGUUGCUAGCAUGGACAAAAUCGGUAAUGCUAGUGUAUGCUAGUAUGCUAAGUGUACAUAGCCUCACUGUUUAAGACUCAACAGUAUGCUCAAUUUCUGCCCAUUCGUCUUCUUAACCUCAUUAGUCCGAGUGCCUAGAAACAGCUUUCAUUUCCGAGAUUAGCGACAUUUCUUUUCCUUUUGGUUUUCGUUUGUACUGAGCGCCAAUGGAGAUUAGUGUCGGCUUUGAUGUGGUGUAAAUAAAAAAGUUUUGUAUUUGGUUGCCAGAUGUCAGCUGGUUUAGAGCUGAGGUUGCUAAACUGCUCAGUGAUUGAUUGAUAAUUGGUUUAUGGAUUGAUUACUUCGUUCACUGAUCUGUAAAUUACUAACGUUGAUUUAUAGGAUCAAAUGCACACAAAUAAUAGCCAUGGAUUUUGUUUGUUCUGAUUCUGUUUAUUGCCCUUAAGUUUCUAUUACAUUGCGUCCUAACUAGGCAACAAGUGAUAAAAGCUGUCUCCUCAAUGUUACCUUGAGUUCUUCCUAACCAGCUGCAACCGUGAUAAAUAAUGCGCAACAUUUUUUUAGUCACUAGGCCACGUCAUGCUGGGUAUUUCGCUUUCAAUGUCGACAAAUAAAUUCUCGCCUGGGGCUGGUUGCAUAAACAGCCAUUAACGUAAGACUUCGUCUAAUAAUUAAUCUGACUAGCUAAAGACGUCAAAGAAAGCCUGUUGCAUAAAACAAACUCACAGCUGUCUUUAGUAAGACAGUUCCCAUUGCAUUCCCAUUGCAUUGUGGGAAAAGUAAGACACUGAACGAUUAAAAAAACAGUGGAUGCUCAACAGUUUUCCUUCCCUGAAAAUAUUUGCUUAUUAGAAGAAUAUAAUGCUUCAAAAUCAAUUCUAAUGAACAAAUUUAAUGAUUUUAACCCAAAGAAUAAAAAACACAAGAAAUACCACCAUAGAAGUCAGUCUUCUACAAAGUCUUAACUCAAGCCCCUUUACAGUCUGACAUUUUUUUUUAAGUCAUUCAAUGUCUUAAUUUUCCCACAAUGCAAUGGGAAUUAGACUGUCUUACUAAAGACAGCUGUGAGCUUGUUUUAUGCAAAAGGCUUUCUAUUGCGUCUUUAGCUAGUCAGACUAAUUGUCAGACAAAGUCUUAAGUUAAUAGCUGUUUAUGCAACCGGCCCCUGGUUAGGACACGUGUUAUGCAGUUUUGUGUUUACCACUUUCUUUAUAUUCGUCCACAUCUCUCACGUUACAAUUUAUUUUUGGAAUGAUUUCAUAAAGGUGCCUCAAUAUUAGUAAUCUGUGACCAGACAAGUUUUAGGUUUCCAAAUUUUUUUUUCCUUUGCCAUCAAAGUGCCUUUAAUUAGAACAGAUACAAUACCAAUACACAUAUUUCACAAAUCUCACUAACAGCAUUUAACUUGCUCAGUGCCAAAAAUUGUCUACAUGUUAGGAUACCCUCCCCCUUCACCACUAAACUAGAAAGAAAUAAUAGCACUUGACACUUCAUAUUCCUGUCGCUCGUGUAACAUGUUUGUGAGGCCUAUCGUGAAAUGCAGUUUAUUUGUUGUAUCAUUGUAUGUUUCUAUGCUUGUUUAUUUCUUUCUUUUCACCCAGCAUUGUAAAUGCUUACACGUGUAAUAUAUAUCCUAUUUUGUACAUUGUUCCGCACAAUUGUAAAAUCUAUAUACGUAAAUGGAUGUCCCACAAAUACAGGCUAUACACCCACAUCUAUAUUAUAUAUAUCUAUAUGUAAAAUAUAGCUCCUGUUUGUUUUCGUUUUUUUGUUGUGCCUCUCAAUAUUGUUAUCUUUAUAAUAUUAAAAGGGGUUCAAUGAC
Molecule: messenger RNA, 7766 nt
Organism: Myxocyprinus asiaticus (Chinese sucker)
Lineage: Eukaryota; Metazoa; Chordata; Actinopteri; Cypriniformes; Catostomidae
Product: aryl hydrocarbon receptor-like
Exons: 11
Coding region: 272-3376 (1034 amino acids)
Biological process (GO): regulation of transcription by RNA polymerase II
Cellular component (GO): aryl hydrocarbon receptor complex; nucleus
Molecular function (GO): protein dimerization activity; nuclear receptor activity; transcription cis-regulatory region binding
Source: RefSeq, a predicted model, not a curated record